AAUGUUGGGAUUACAGGUGUGAGCCACCAUGCCCAGCCCAAUUUGGUUUAAUUUUUUGAGGAACACCUUUGCUGCUUUUCACAGUGACUGCACCAUUUUAUGUGUCCAUCAGCAGUGCACAAAGUGCUAAUUUCUCAAAAUAACAUCCACACCAACACUUGUUAUUUUCUGCUUGUAUUUUUUUUUGGUAACGGCUAUCUUCAGGGGUGUGAUGUGGUAUCUUAUUGUGGUUUUAAAUUACAUUUCCCUAAUGAUUAACGGUGCUGAGCGUUUUUUCUUGUGCUUAUUGGCCAUUUGUGUAUCUUUGGAGAAAUCUCUAUUCAAGUGACUCCGCAUUCAUAACCAUUACCAGUGCUUCUUUUAGAUUUGUAACCUCUGAGAAUAGUGGGUCAGCAUUCUGGGCUGAUGAAGGCCUCCCUCAGGAGCUGGGCACUGGAUGAUCUGUUUGGUUGAAUAGUUAUCAUCGCCCACACUUUGGUGGCAUUUGUCAUUCAUGGGCCUCAUGCAGAGAGGGAGGCACUCUUGUGAGUCCUCCCAAUUACAGUUGGGGAAACUGAGAUAUGGAGAAGUUGAGUAUCUUACCCAAGGUCUCAUAGCUAAUCAUGGUGGAGCUGGGAUUUGAAUGAGUUCUGGAGUCCAUGCUGUACCUUACAGAUAUGGCCAGGGGGAUGCAGUGGCAAAGGCCACUGCAGGCAGCACAACCAGUGUGUGCAGGGGUUUGGAUAUGGUGGCUUUGGAGAAAGAACAGGUCUUGGGUAGAAGUGGUCAGAGCCCAGCUUGCAUGGGGGUGACCUGAAGUGGGAGGAAGAGUAGGACAGGUCUAGAGAGGCCAGGAACAGCGUCAGAGUUUGGGGAGGAGGCUUGGUGCUUAGGGACCCUGGCCUUUUUUCUUCUCACAAAAUAUUUAUUAACUAUAAAGGAAAAAUAAUAACUGCACAGUGGAGAAAUUUGGCAGAUACUGCCUUAACAAGGAAUUGGCUCAUCACUAAGAUUAAGACAAACUGUUGUUAUGGGUGGGUGUGUAAUGUACCUACAGUCCCAAUUACUCAGGAGGCUGAGAUGGGGGGAUUGAGCCCAUCUGUUUGAGGCUGCAGUGAGCUAUGGAGUGCACGCUAACCUGAGCAACACAGUAAGACCUCAUCUCUAAAAAAAGAAAAAGGAACACUCCCAAUACCACGUACUAAGAAGGACACAACGUCACUUCUUUGUUAUUCCUGACAGAUAUGUUUAACUUUCUCUCCUUUCUUUCUUCCUCUCUUUUUCUCUUUUUCUUCUUCCUUAUUGAUGUAAGAAAAAGCUCUAUACAUUUAAUGUAUACCUCUCGAUGAUUGGCCUUGGCCUUUGAGGUGUCCUGGGUCCAGUCCAGCCACUUGUCCAGUGGUGUUUCCUCUUGUUUGGUCCCUGGAGGAAGAAAAUAUGGAAGGGUUUGAUGGACCUCAUGGUCCAGUGGGAGAGACAGCAAACAAGUUAUAUUUCCUAUCCUAGAUAAGAGAGUAUCUAAAAUGACAGGAUGCAAUGAAUGCUCAGGAAGGAAUAAAAUGGGUGAAAGAGCUGAGACCCCCUUUUUGGUGAGAUCUGAAGUGGAUGAGGGAGGAGGUUCCAGGCAGAGAACAGCUGGUGCAAAAGCCCUGAGGCAGCAAAGACCUUGUGUUCAGGAAUAGCAGGGAGGGCUUUGUGGCCAGGGCAGGAAAGUCUGGAGAUAAGAUGGGAGAUCUGGAUAAGGACUAAGACCUGGAAGGCCUGAGGGCCAAGUGGGGAGCUUGGAUUUUAUUGUGAGGGAGCCACAGGAGGGUUUAAACCCGGCAGUAAUGAGAUCUUACUUCUGCUGGGAAAACAUUGCCAUGAUUGCCCCCAUUUUACAGCAGAGGAAACCAAGCCUCAGAACCAUAACUAGGGAGUGCUUCCUAAGGUGGGUUCUAACUCUGGGGUCCAGCUGAGGAGGCAGUAGAUUAUUUGGGAAUUUCUUGGAGGGCACAUCUGGUGAGGGGCCAAAGCCCAACACUGAAAAUGUUGUCUCUUCCACCUCCCCUCCCCAGAUAUGAGCCUGGGUUCCAAUCCUGGCUCUACCAUUUAUUAGCUGUGUAAUUUUGAGCAAGUGGCCUUACCUCUUGGAGCCUCAGUUUUCUCAUCCAAAAAUGAAUAUAAUAAUGGUAGCCACCUCACAGGGUAGGUGUGAGGAUCAAAUGAGUUAACAUUUUGUAAAGUGCUUUGAAGAGCGUCUGGUACAAAGAAAGUGCUCAGAUGAGAUUUGCUUUUUUUUUUUUAAUUAUGAAAAUCAUUAUUGUUGUUUUGCUGUUACUACUAUUAGUGCCUAAAGGAACACUCCCCAUCCCCCAUUUUUGCCUCAGUGGAGGGCUAGGCAGGGCCCUGCAGGCCAUUUUGGGGAUGAUGGACUUGUCGCCCCCUCCCCUGUAAAGUCAGGGAGGGGAGGAGGCUGCAGUGCCCAGGGGAAGGAAAGCUGAUGUGAAUCACUGCUGGCCUCCUCAUGCCCGGAACCCUAGCCCUGGCCCAGCUCCCACAGGCAGGGAACAGGAGCCUCUUCAGCCUGUGCAGCGCAGAGGGCUGAGGCUGAGGCCUGGGGGACCCCUCCUUCUCUGGGUCUCAGGAUUCCCGUGGAAAAUGGCCUAUCAAAUGCGCCUACCUGAAGUGAAUUAUAGGGCUUGGGCUGGAAGAGGUGGCAGUCACUGCCUCACCUCCCUCCUGGGAAUUCCUUCCUGCAGGGCUGCAGUCUCAUGGGAUUAAAUGAGGAGACUCGGGGGGUUUAAAUGAGUAUGGUGCCUGGCACUCAAAAAUUCUAGUUAUUGUUGCCACUAUUACGGCUGUUGUUUCGGAUGUGAAGGAUGUGAACUGCUUUCACGAGGCUUCUAAGGCACUUCCAGGCCCAGCCUGUUCCAGAGGGACCGACUCUACACGUGACAGAAUGGAGCGCCAGAGAGGUCCCGAAACCUGGUCAGGGACACACAUCUAGGAAGUGGUGGCGUUAAGGCGUGGUCUGAGGGAAAGUGCCCAGGCUGGACUCCCCUGAGUGAUUUUGGGCUAGUGUUUCAGCCUCUCCCAGACUCAGUUUACCAUUAGUCAAAUGGGUAACAAUUGAACUCACCUGAUAGUGAUUGUUGGGAAGAUUAAAAUGGGUUACCCGAUACCAAGAAAAUCACUUUCCUGUGCCUAGCACAGUGAACAGCACCUGGCUGUCGUUCUGAGUCAGGGAGGGGGGCUCAGUUUGUCCAUCUCUCAGAUGGGUGCGCUUGCCUGCCAGGGCCACUAGGACUCCGCGCGCCAGGUGUGCGGUAGGCGGGUCUCGGCUCCCGGAAGAGCUUUCCUGGGUGGUCCUGGAGCGGGUCGGACCCGGUUCCUGAGCCAGGCCAGCUGCCAGCGGCCGGGGCUCGGGUUCCGGCCCCUGCCUGGCUUUUCUUCCUCCUUUCGGGUAAUACGUGGGCCGGCGGGUUCACUUGCCCGCAGCCGCCGGAAGUUGCGCAAACUCAGGUUGCCUGAGCCCCAGGUGGGCUGGGCUGGAGGAGCGCAGGCCAGCCGCGCGGGCUCAGCCAGAGACCCCUGCGUGGGAGUGGUCUGUGGACUUGGGUCGUCAAAGUCUUCAUAAAGACCAGGAGCCUGGUUGGUGGUGCCGCCUUUUUGCCAGAUGCUGAGGAAAGCCCUUGACCUGUUUAAUCUCUCCAUCCUUAUCGUGACCUGGAGGCUCCGGAAGGUCUAUUUUUAACUUCAUUUCACGGAUAAGCAGUUGCCGGGGUCCAGCUGCCUCCAUUCUGCCUGGAUCUCUGGCUCCUCAUUUCUCCAAUCUCCUCAGACCAAAUCCCUUGGGAUAUGCAGCAGCCAUGCCUGUGGACAUGCUGAGCCCUGGAGCCCCGGCCGCCCCUGCCCUACCUUGCCGCCUGCGGACCAAGGUCCCCGGCUACCUGCUCCGGAGGCCGGCAGAUGGUGGAGUCCGGAAACCGAGUGCUGUGGAGCGCCUGGAGGCCGACAAGGCCAAGUACGUCAAGAGCCUGCAUGUGGCCAACACCCGUCAGGAACCUGUGCAGCCCCUGCUGUCCAAACAGCCACUCUUUAGUCCUGAGACUCGCCGCACAGUGCUCACACCCAGCCGCCGAGCCCUGCCUGGCCCCUGCCGACGGCCCCAGCUGGACCUGGACAUCCUCAGCAGCCUCAUCAACUUGUGUGAUAGUCCCGUGUCCCCUGCUGAGGCCAGCCGCACUCCUGGACGGGCAGAGGGAGCCGGCCAGCCUCCCCCAGCCACCCCCCCACGACCGCCACCCAGUACCUCUGCGGUCCGCCGAGUGGACGUCCGCCCUCUGCCUGCCUCACCUGCCCAGCCCUGCCCGUCACCGGGUCCUGCGGCUGCCUCCAGCCCAGCUCGGCCACCGGGUUUGCAACGCUCUAAGUCGGACUUAAGCGAGCGCUUUUCUAGGGCAGCCGCUGACCUGGAGCGCUUUUUUAACUUCUGCGGCCUGGACCCGGAGGAGGCAAGAGGGUUGGGUGUGGCCCACCUGGCACGGGCCAGCUCGGACAUCGUGUCCUUGGCCGGGCCCAGUGCUGGGCCGGGCAGCUCUGAAGGGGGCUGCUCCCGCCGCAGCUCGGUUACUGUUGAGGAGCGGGCCCGGGAGCGCGUCCCCUAUGGUGUGUCGGUGGUGGAGCGCAAUGCCCGCGUGAUCAAGUGGCUGUAUGGGUUAAGGCAGGCACGGGAGAGCCCCGCAGCUGAAGGCUAGGCUGCCGCUGGACCUGGAAUUCGCCACAGGACAGAUCUUACAGAGGCAAGUGGCCCCUGGACCUCUAUUGCAUCCAUUCUCCGGAUCUGCAUGUCAGAGGCUCCACCCUGGGGUGAACUUGGUAUGGAGGCAAAGGCUUAGAGGCUGGACCAGCAUUCUUGGGCAAGGACUGACCCUGAAGGGUUUUGCUCUUUGGACAGCCGAGAACCCCUCCUUCCACCCCAAUACAAGGUUUUCGACAUGUUAUUCCUGAUUAGUUCCUCUUGUGGGGCUGUAUUUGGGGUGCUUUGCCUUCCCCACUGAGAGUGAGGGCCAAGGGAUCGCCUCCAUCCUGUCUCGCCAGUGGCUCUGUAUCCUUCCUUCCUUCCUUAGCCUCUGCCCUUUGCUGACGUCCUCUUCCUUACCCAGCAGAACUCACCCUGGGGUCGUGGCAGUGGGGAGGAGCCUAUCCACUACUCUUCCUAGUCCUUGGCAGCUGGCCUAGGUGGGUAGACAAUGUUGGGGGCUGGUUAGGAAUCUGCACUGCUUUGACUUACCUCCCCUUGGUUAAUAAACACAAAUGCUUGUUUCUCAA
This is a messenger RNA of Sapajus apella (tufted capuchin), 5292 nucleotides long. It is a transcript of the gene FAM110A, whose product is annotated as family with sequence similarity 110 member A. Bases 3831 to 4718 code for a protein of 295 amino acids. Lineage: Eukaryota; Metazoa; Chordata; Mammalia; Primates; Cebidae. The record is from RefSeq and is a predicted model, not a curated record. The transcript has 3 exons.